CACACCGGCUGAGGUUAUCUCUGAUUUCCUUGGAGCAUAUAUUUCACUCAAAAUUAGCCACGUCGCUAGGGUACAAGUGACCAAUUUGUUUCCCAUUAAUAUGACUAAAAUUUUUUUUAGUGUUUAUAAUGGUUUAAUGUUUAUCGCAGGUUUUUAUCCCUAUCUGUGAGGAACAACAUUGGUAUUUGGUCAUUGUCGACUUUACGAGUCGUCGUCUAAUCAUAUUGGAUUCACUGCCUUGUGUCGAAAAACAUCAGCAACGCAAAAAGAACGCAAUUAAAGUGGCAACUUAUUUAGAAGCGAUGUUAGAUGAUCAUAUUUUUGCCGAUGAUAAGUCUAAAGUUGUAGAUUGCUCCACUUUUUGGCCUAUGACACCUUUUGGCCUACCCACUCAAAAAAAUAGAUCGAAUGAUAGCGGAGUUUGGGUGACCGGUUGGAUGAGAGAAUGUACUUUACAAGAUGACUUCAAUAUUCAGAUUAACGACUCCACACAAAUGAGACUUGCCGUGGAUCUGGUUUUAGAGGAGUACAACGAUUUGUGUCUCGUAAUACAAGAAAAUGCUUGGCAAUAUAAGACCAAGGUGGAAGCAGAGCAUGAAGACAUUUUUGGGAAUGAAAAGUUAUCUUUUUAGAUAUUUUUAAUAUUUUCUUGAAAGACAAAAUACUAAGCUAUGUUUCACAAGUUAUUUACACUAAUUUAUCCUUCUAUGUUUUACAAUUCUAUAUUA
Arachis ipaensis is the source of this 728-nucleotide messenger RNA. NCBI's taxonomy places the organism in Eukaryota, Viridiplantae, Streptophyta, Magnoliopsida, Fabales, Fabaceae. The record is from RefSeq and is a predicted model, not a curated record.